Messenger RNA from Monosiga brevicollis MX1, 34410 nucleotides. RefSeq lists its product as uncharacterized. Gene Ontology annotation, cellular component: membrane. The transcript is spliced from 5 exons. Gene Ontology annotation, molecular function: hormone activity. NCBI's taxonomy places the organism in Eukaryota, Choanoflagellata, Craspedida, Salpingoecidae. The record is from RefSeq and is a predicted model, not a curated record. The coding region runs from base 1 to 34410 and encodes 11469 amino acids. Gene Ontology annotation, biological process: cell communication.
AUGGGUCUGUAUUCUGUAGGAGCUGCGACGGCUGUGGCGUUUACCUCUGCUUCUGCAGCAACGGCUGGUGAAAUUUUUGCCGUUGCCCUGCAGCUAGUGGAUCAGUUUGGCAAUCAAGCGGCCGCUUCCGCUGCGGACGUUACAUUGGCUAUAACAUUGCCCGGGUCUAUAGUCGGAUCCGCAACCACCACACUAGACCCUGAUGCAACCGUGUCCGUGAUUUCAACAACAGCGACAACCUUGACGCUCUCCCUCCAGCCAACUGCGUCUUCAGCAGCCCUGAACCUAUCUGCAACUUUCUUGGUCACAGUCAGACCGGCUGCUCCUGCCUCCGCUCAUAUUGAAAACGUGACUGACGGUUCCGUUGAUGAUGCCUUUGGAGCUCUUGUUGUCAUCUACGAUGCUUUUGGAAAUCAAGCGGCCAGCAAUGGCACGGUCAACGUCUCCAUCGUCCUCGGUGGGGUCGCUGCGCUCCAAACAGUGGUUCUCUCCGCCGGUUCUGGUGCUUUUCCGUUUCAGGCGCGAGUGCCCGGCCAGUAUACGUUGCGAGUGCUUGCAGGGAGCUCUCUACCCACUUCGAUAGAUCGACCUGACACGGUUGUCGAUAUCGAGGUUGGCAACCCCACUCAUUUCAGCUUUGUCACUGCAAAUAACGAAACCGUCGUGGCCAACGCUCUCUCCUUUACUGCAAGCUUGCGCGAUCAGUUUGGUAACUUGGUGGCCGAUCAGAGCUUUUUGGCCAGGGUUGCAGUGAAUGGUACCGCAGUCACUGCAAGUGCAACCUUGCAGUUCACGAAUGGCAUCGGCACGGCCACAAUUGGGACAUUGGUCGCUCAAGCUACGUCUCUCACUUUGACUUGGGUCGACAGCCCCGUUGGGAACAUUUCGUCAAGCCACAUUUUCACAUUUGUUGCUGACACACCCGUUUCUUUGUCAUUUGACACGGUCCCGACUCAGCUGGCUGGUGUUGGGUUUGAACUUCUUGGUCGGGUCCUGGAUUCGUAUGGCAAUAUCAACUCAAGAGUAAACACCCAGCUCAGCGCCUCGUUCGACGGUACAGCCAUUUCCAACACCUCUGUGGCUGGCAUUAUCUUGCUUCAAGUGUACCCCACCGUUGCGGGCUCCAACUUGAUUGAAAAUCUGCAGACAUCUCCCAGCAUUAGUCACCCUGUCACCAUUGCUUUCGAGGUGGACCCGGCGCACGUGGCCAAUUUUUCCCUGGCCAUUAACGACACAAGUGCCGAUGACAAUGCUUCUUUGAGCAUUCGAGCCGUGGACGCAUACGGGAACCUGCAGCCUCAAGCUGAUACCUACAUUGAGACGCUCACUUUAACCAUUUCGCCUCAAGGUAGUCUAAGCACGACCACGCCUCAGUUGGUCGCCGGUGAAAGCACAGUGAUUAUUCACUCAUCCGUCCCCGGCAUCAAGACGGUAAUUCUUGACUUCACAAUCCGUGACGCCGCCAACACACUUGUCUCCUCGUCGGCGACGAAUACCUAUCUUGUUCGGGCGGGCAAUUGUACUGCCGUGACACUGCACACGGAGGCUACUUCAAUCUCAGUGGAUUUACCGGCUCGGGUGCAAGUGAGCUGUUAUGAUCAAUUCAACAAUUUGGCCGACGCUGCGUCGUACACAGCAAGCCUGACUUCCAACAGCACAGAACUGCUUAAUCUGGGCCCCGUUUCAAUCGUGGAGGGCUCAGGCGAGCGCUUCGUUCGAGCUCGCCAUCCACUCGCUGCCGUCAUUGUAGCGCAAGUGUUCGAUUUCGUCUCUGAACCCAAGCUUGUUCUUUUUGAGCACGGCACCGCCACACAUUUGGCUGUGACUACUUUCGGGCCUUGUGUGGCAGGCACAACGUGUGCCUUUGAUGUUGUUGCACUUGAUCAAUACGAGAAUGUGGAUAUCACAGCCUCAGGGACCGUGCAGACAACCCAAGUGGCCGGCGAAACUUUCCUCUCAAACAUCACAGCCGUGGAUCAAUAUGACAACAUCAACUAUGAUUUCAACGCUACAUUGCUGCUUGCCGUCAACGACAGUGCUAGCACUCUGUCGCUUGCUCAAGGCGUUGCAUCGUCCUCGCUCGUUUUGACUACAACCGGGUUGUACCAAGUAAUCGUUGCGGUGCAAAACGCGAGCGGUGUUGCUGCUGCAACCGAAAUAAUACAGUUGUUGCCAAAUGUGGCUGUGAAGCUGGCGCUUGCUCUGAACGAUUCCGCAACGGUUGAUGCACCUUCGUUUGUCGUUAUUACAGCCCGCGACGCAUACGACAAUUUUGUUCCCGACUUUGCCGACGCCUUGACUCUGCGGGUGGAUGGUGACGCAUGGCUGGCCAGCGCUCAGAUUGCAAUGCAUGAUGGCGUGGGCGUUGCUGUUGUACUGGCCACAACUCCAGCCGAUGUCACAGCUGUCGUGACAGAUUCUGUAUUGAAUCUAACCGCGUCCACAAAGCUUAGCUUUUCAUUUGCACCAGGUGCAACGGUGGGGUACAAAUUCAGUCUGGAGGCAAGCAAUCCUGUCGCAGGUGUUUUUGUUAAUGGCACUGUCAUUGCUUACGAUCAAUACAACAACACAGCUACGGCCGAGCAGCGUGAUAUCCGCCUUCUGGCCGAUGGAAGUCGCACAGGAGACAGCGUCAUUUUAGACCUGGCUGCGUCAACCUUCUUCGGGGCAGCCACCCUGGAUAUCCAAAACGGAACAGGUCAAUUUGCCGUCACGUCAUUUAGCGCCGAGACAGUCACUGUGUCGCUUGUGGAUUCCUAUGGCAUCGGAGGCCUCAAGCUGGAUUCAAUCAUCUUGCACUUUGUGCCUGGCACCCUGAUCCAGUGUAACUUGAGAGCUCAACAUUUUGUUCCUGAUACCAUUGCCCCUCAACUUCUUUCCUUUUCGUUUGACGGCAACGCCAGCCAGCUUCGGCUCACGUUCUCUGAAACGGUCAACAAAUCUUCUUUGAUCAUUGACCACCUAACUUGCCAAAGUUUGGAUGACAUUGACGAGAACUUUGUCGACUAUACCCUAACUACCCCCUUUGCUUUGCUGAAUCCCACCAUCGACGGCCCUGUCGUUCAAAUCAGAUUGAAUGACUUUGACGCCAACAACAUCAAGGCUCAAACUUCGCUAUACACAGCGCGCAGUACUACCUAUCUCAGCGCCCAGGCUGAUAUGAUUCGCGAUAUGAAUCAAAAUCCCUCAGUGCGCAUCGAGCCAACUUCAGCCUUACGUGCCACAACCUAUCAACGUGACGUCGUCGGGCCACGCCUUUUGGAUGCUGCUCUCAAUGCUUCAUCGUCUGUUUUGACCCUAAGCUUUAAUGAAGUGGUAGCCCUUGACUCGUUUGAUGUUUCCAAACUGAGCAUUAUUAGUAACUCAUCGAGCGUUGCAUUAUCUUCGGCUACUGUGUUGAAUUCUGCAACCUCGACCUCAAUCCAGCUCCAAGCCUCCAGCGCCGAUCGCAACGCCCUUCUUGCGUCCAAUAUGUUGGGGCAGUAUAUUGGCCAGACCCUCAGUGCCGUGGCCAGUGUGGGCCUCGUGUCCGACCUGACGCAGCCGACAGGAAAUGACAACUUGUUGUCCCAAGCCUCGUUUGAUCUUAGCUUCCCAGACGUUGUCCCGCCUACCGCAUUGGGGUUUACUCGCCUCGAUCUCUCCCAGGGCUCACUGCGCCUGAGUUUUGACGAGCCUGUUCAGCUCCCAUCCGCAGAGGCUGUCAUUAACUUGACUAGCAGUGUGACAAGCAAUUAUUCAAUUCCUGUCGUCAUUGCAAGCUCGUCGUAUGUUGACUCUACCAAGCAGAUUGUUGAAAUUGUGACCAAUCAGGCUACCUUGGACCAGCUUCGCGUCAGUGUCACGAUUGCGACAGCCGAAGCUACUUCAGUUAUCUAUGUGGAUCAAGCUGCCUUCCGCGACAUUUUUAACAACACGUUGACAGACGAAGUAUUUCUCAACUUGGCAACAGGCGGCUAUGUUGCCGAUACGCAGGCCCCAUCACUGGUCUCAAGCACGUUGGACAUGAAUGCUUCAACCAUUACAAUGCGAUUUGAUGAUGUUGUGGAUGUGACAACCAUUUUGCCACGUUACGCCAGUCUGCAAAGUGCUGCUACAGAUGACAGUUUGACGAUUGCUCUAACCAAUUCCAUCGUUCUGACUGCAACACCCUCGUCUAGGAUCAUCUUGCAGCUCAGCAGUGCCGUGGUUGACAGUCUAAAUGCCAAUCCCGGGCUGGCAAGCAGUCUUGCAAAUUCCUUUAUUGCACUGGAGUCGUCCUUUUGCAAUGAUUUGUCUGGUCUAGCGGUUCUACCUGUGGCCUCCACAAACGCGCAGCAGGUGACGGACUAUAUUGCAGAUGAAGUGGCGCCAGUCAUUCUUUCAGCAGAUCUAAACAUGAACACUGAUCGCUUUGUGCCUGUUUUUUCUGAGGUCAUCAAUGCCAGCAUUGUUUGUGCCAGCGAUAUCACAUUCAAUUUUACCGGACACGUGGAGAAUCUACAGACCACUUCGUGUACAACAAGCGAGCAUGCCCGGAGUCUCAUACUCAGUUUUUCAGCUUCGGAGUUUGGACGACUCAAAGUUGCAUAUGAGACGUGCAAUGGCUGUACAGUUCAGGCCACCUUUCACGAUGCUCCUCAGGAUAUGGCUGGGAACGUGGUGGCAACUGAUACUCUCCAAGCGACAGUUGUUUCCGACGUGACGCCACCAACGUUGUUGGGUUACAACUUGAACAUGGCAACCCGCGAGUUAACUUGCUCAUUUUCCGAGCCAGUGUCGCUAAGCAGUGUUGAGCCGACACUUCUUGCCAUCCAAAACCAUCCAGGCACGGAUAUUCAGUUGCCGCUUUAUCGCAUUCAACUGACCGGUGCUGCAAGUGUUGACAAGCCAGCACCAGCUGUCGUGCGUAUUGUGCUGAACGACGCCGACUACAACGCUUUGUCCCUCAACACAGCAGUGGCCGUUUCUGGCACAAGCACAUAUAUGACUGUCGCCGUUGGAUUUAUUGAUGACCUCUUUGGCAACAGCAUUCAGGCGAUCUCAGCUCUUCAAGGGACGCACACAGCAGACACAACUGCACCCGUGGUCGUCUCCUCGACUCUGGACCUUUCGACGCGUGAAAUCAUAUUGGUCAUGCGUGAACCUGUAGCUGUGAGUAGCGUUGCGCCCACAGCAGUUACGAUCAACGCCUCUGGCAUUGAGUAUAGUCUACAAUACUCGAGUGUGGUCACGGCUGUAAACGGGAUUUCAAUUACCAUCAGUAUUUCAAAGCAAGACUUUGAUUCGUAUGUGCUUCUUGCUUCUGGUACUGUGACUGCGCCAACGCUGCUGCUUGAUUCUGGGUUUUGUACUGAUAUGGCAAAUAAUGCCUUGAUUGGUUACAAUGAAGAGCCGAACACAUACAUCCCCGAUAUGAUUCCACCGACUAUGAUUGCUGGGCACCUUGAUUUGAGCUUGAACCAGAUCAACCUGACGUUCUAUGAACCAGUCAACAUGGCCAGCCUAAACCUGAGUGGAGUGGCUAUUGCGGAUGUCGACAAUGGCUCCCGCUAUGCUUUGGCUUCAAGUCUGGUCACAAGCUCAGAUGGCUUCUUUCUCGUCAUUGCCAUCUCUGAAGAAGACUUGCUGCCAAUUAAGCGCUCUGUGAGUAGUGCACGAGAUGCCGCAUCAAGUCUCAUUAGCCUGAGUGAGAAUGCCGUGAGAGACAUGACAGGUGUUGGUGUUCUCCUCACCACACAAACAGCAUCUUCAUACGUUGUGGACACCGUCUCCCCCAUUUUGAGAUCGAGCACCCUUGAUCUGAGCGCAGGUUCGCUAAAGCUGACGUUUGAUGAGCCUGUAAAUGGCAGCACGUUGGAUUUGAGCACCAUUACUGUCGCUGUCAGCAACGAUACAGUGGGGAGUGCCUCGCCUGACGCCUAUGCCCUCAGCGGUACGGGGGCUGUGAGCAACGUUAUCAACGAGGUUAUCACUGCUAGCCUGCUUGCUAUGGAUCUCAACGUGCUGAAGGCCUUGGUGCCCCUAGCUGAUGACAAAUCGACAACAUGGUUGCGAUUUGCCACUGCAACGGUUGCUGAUGUUGAAGGCAACGAUAUGGAAGCCGUGACUAGCAAUGUGCAGGUGACCACAUUCGUGGCUGACUCUGUUCGUCCAGUGGUCACCCGUGUGGUGCUUGACCUGGUGGAUGAGUACUGUGACCUCAACGUGACGUUUGAUGAGACGGUGAACGCGGAUGCCGUCGACCCUACUCGCAUCAGCUUCCAGCGCUCGGCCACAGCCGACGUUGCAAGUGACAUCUUCCUGGUGGGCGGUCAGGCCCUAAGCGCCAACAGCACUGACAUUCGUCUGCGGCUGGUCAAGGCAGACUGUGACCGUCUGAAGUUGGACACGACUCGUGGCACCAACGAGAGCACAACGUUUGUGUCAUUUGGCAACGGGGCAGUUGUGGAUAUGGCUCUUUCCCCCAAUGCGCUGAGCGCGGUGGUUGAGCAAGCCGCAGUCGUGGCCCCGGAUGUCACAGCUCCAUACUUGACUGCCUUUAUGUUGGACAUGAAUGCAGGCGUGGUGGUGUUGAACUUCAAUGAGCCUGUUAAGAGCGAGAGCAUCAACGCGAGCCAGCUCGUGUUCCAGACCGGCGCCACAUCGGGUGCCAGCGAUCGCUACCGCCUCACGGGGGGAGUGGUUGAGUCUAGCAAUGGGCUGCAGCAGACGUUGAAUUUGACGCUGACGGACUUGAAUGCUCUCAAGGUGCACGAGGGCCUGGCGGUCAGCAACUCGACCACAUUUUUGAGCCUGGGCUCUGGCUUUGUGCUGGACAUGGCCGACAAUGCGGUGACGCCCAUCAGCAACGGCCAGGCACGGCAGGUUGACGCUUACGUGCUGGACACCACACAACCUGUGCUCAGCCAGUUUGACCUUGACAUGAAUAUUGGCCGGUUGGUGCUCAGCUUUAGCGAGACUAUGAACACAUCUGGCUUUCAUGUAGAGCGCCUUCGCCUACAAGCAACGUCUGAUGCCACUGGCAACGACGUUUUUGCUUUGACAAAUGAAUCCACGCUUGUUGCAGGGCAGAUGGAUAGUCCAGUGAUCUCCAUUGUGCUGGGUCUGGCUGACUUGAAUGAGCUGAAGCGUUUGGAGAUUGGCAACAGUGCCGCACGCUCGUGGCUGACGCACGAGGCCAAUUUUAUGACCGAUCAACGCCGACAGGAGCUGAUCGGGCGAGUGACCGGCGUUAAUGCUCUUGGUGUGGGCACCUAUGUCGCGGAUACCACUGAGGCCGUGUUGGAAGACGCACGGUGGAACGUCAACACAGGCGAGCUGACUUUGUACUUUAGCGAAACGGUGCGGGCGGUGAGCAUGGAUACCACGCUUAUGCUUCUUCAGAACAGCAGUGCAGAGGGAGUGGGUGCCAGCGUGACACUUUCGAGCAGCAGUGUGGUUUCUUCGGGAAAUGGUGCCAUCCAAACUAUUCUGCUGAGUAUGUCAGACCUGAAUGCCAUCAAAGCGCUGCCCACACUGGGCGUCGACAUUGGCACGACGUUUGUGACCCUGCGAGCCUCAAGUGGAGUUGACAUGGUGGGCAACGUCAUCAACGGCACCACCGGACUGCAGGCUAGUGUGGUUGUGGUUGACACGACGGCACCACAGCUGACUCGUGUGUGUCUUAACCUAGACACCUUGACGCUCACCCUCAGUUUUGAUGAGACCGUGAAUGCUAGUUCGCUUGAUCUGGGACGUAUUGUGCUUGCGAACGGUGCAAAUGAUAGCGCCGUUGACUUUGCCUCAGUGCAGCUGGAAUCAAGCGAACAGACGGAUGGCGUGUACGACGCCGAGUUGGUGGCGCAUUUGACGGCACGUUCAGCAAACCAGGUUAAGCUACAGCCAAAUCUGGGCACGAGCAGUGGCACCACUUUUGCUUACUUGCUCUCGGCGGCCGUGGUCGAUAUGAAUGGUAAUGUAGCAAGUGCGCAGACAGUUGUGGACGGCAUUGCCGAUGCGGGCUGCUACACACCUGACACGACUGCACCGUUGUUGGAGAGCUUCAAUGUGUCCCUCGCGGACGACGGCAUCAUUGUUUUGUCGUUCAGCGAAAGUGUGGAUACGGGCAGCUUGGAUGGUCUCAAGCUGCACAUGCACGGCGCCGGUACGUUUGUUGCCAAUCAAGCGGCUAGCACCACUGUUUCUUUGGCGGGACUCAGUGUGGUGUCUCAGGAGUUGGAGUUUGUGCGUGUUGUCUUGUCGCGUACAUCGAUGGAUGCCAUCAAGGCGCUGCCUGAGGUGGCAUCAAGCCUCGGAACAUCGUUCAUCAGCGUUGAUGCCUCGGGCGUGACCGACAUGGCUGGCAACUCGAUUCUUGCCACAUCGACACCGGUCUCGGCAACGGCGUAUGUGGCAGACGCCACUGCUCCUGAGCUCGAUGGUUUUACUCUUGACAUUAAUGCCGGCCUGUUGGUGCUGUCGUUUAGCGAGACAGUGAAUGUAAGCAGCCUAGAUGUCCAGGGCAUCCAGAUGCAGAGCCAAGGCAGUGUGGUGACUGGCGAGGUCGUGACGCUUGUGGAUUCACGAGCAGCCGUCGGGGCGCCCUACCGUCCUGUGGUCACCUUGGAGUUGUCUGAUGCGGAUCUCAACAAUAUUAAGGGUGCUUGGAUGCUUGGGACGGAAAUUUCCAAUACUUUCUUGGCGGUGACUUCGGCGGUGAUUGUUGACAUGGUCAACGAGCCGCUUGUAGCCAUUGCAUCAACAGGAGCUUUGCAGGCAACGCAAGUGACUGGUGAUCAAACGGCACCGGCAUUGGUUGGCUUUGAGCUUGAUCUGACCAGUGAAGUUCUUACGCUGAGCUUUGACGAGACUGUCAAUGCCUCGAGUUUUGAUGUUACCGGACUGGCGCUGCAGGCAAUGGGCGAUGCAACAGGUGCUGGUGUUUUGGACCAGUAUCAACUGACGGGACAUGCCGGCAUCACCUCAUCGCAGCUGGUGAUUAAUGUGACCUUAACGGUGACCGAUCUGAACGAGGUCAAGCGCCGCACAGGGCUUUGCACCUCGGUGGCGGACUGCUUUAUCCGCGCCUCAUCGGCAACCGUGGCUGAUAUGGCCGCAAACCAGCUGACGUUGAUUGCGACUGAUGGUGGCCUUGCCGCACUGGCAUUUGUUCCUGAUGCAACUUCCCCUCAACUUGUCAACUUUUCCCUGAACAUGGACACCAACACCUUGACCUUGACAUUUGACGAAAUCAUUUCGUAUGCAUCUUGCAACAUCACCUUUAUCACCUUGGCAGGCGACGCAGCUGGAAACAACCCUGUGCCUCUUGGCGACGCUCAAACAGCUGUUACAUCGAAUGUUUUGUCAACAGAAAUCACCAUUGCUUUGGGCAAGGCCGAUCAAGAGGCCAUCAAGCUUCAGGCUUCUACGGCUACGUCCUCGUCUGAUACCUUCAUUUCCAUCGGUUCUGGUCUGGCUACGGACGUGAAUGGUAACGCAGUCGUUGCCAUUGUGCACCCAAUGACUUCACUUCUUGCUGUCAGUCAAUUUACUGCCGAUGCUACAGCCCCCGAGCUGAUGCAGUUUGACGUGAACUUGACCGCUGCACGCGUGGUCCUGAGCUUCUCAGAAUCAAUCAAUGCAUCCAGUCUGGUUGCUUCGUGGAUAACAUUUUCCCUGAAUGGGAGUGCAGCCAGCGUCAAUUAUUCUUUGACCGGCUAUGCGCAUGUUUCCGAAUCAUCGCCUGUGCUCACUCUUGAUUUGAGUCGGGUGGAUGCCAAUGAGCUCAAAUCACAGGGUAUCCUUCUUGAUGCAUCCACCAGUGUGCUUUCACUGAGUGCAGGGGCUGUUGCGGAUAUGCAGGGCAAUCCGAGCGUGGCAACGCUCCACCAGGCUGUUGGUGCUUAUACCCCAGAUGUGAAAGCGCCAGAGCUGCUAUUCUCAAUGCUUAACAUGAGUGCUGGGUACCUCGACCUGUCUUUUGAGGAAGCAGUAGUGGCUUCCUCUGUCAAUGUCAGCAGGUUGCAAUUCCUGGCUGGGCCUGGUGGAUCCGUACCAAGCCAUCGGCUUUGGGUCUCGGGUGCGAGUGUUCAGAGCUUGCAUUCAACGCACAUUCGUGUUGUGCUGGGAGAUCUCAAUCUCAAUCAAAUCAAGGCCAUGUGGGAACUAGCGACCAGCACGAGCACCAGUUACUUGUCGCUGGCUGAGGGCUUUGUGACUGAUAUGUCUGGUGUUGCAAACCAAGGGUUUGAAAGCCGCAGCAUCAGCGUCUUUGUUGCUGAUUCUGUUCGUCCGGUGGUCACCCGUGUGGUGCUUGACCUGGUGGAUGAGUACUGUGACCUCAACGUGACGUUUGAUGAGACGGUGAACACGGAUGCCGUUGACCCUACUCGCAUCAGCUUCCAGCGCUCGGCCACAGCCGACGUUGCAAGUGACAUCUUCCUGGUGGGCGGUCAGGCCCUAAGCGCCAACAGCACUGACAUUCGUCUGCGGCUGGUCAAGGCAGACUGUGACCGUCUGAAGUUGGACACGACUCGUGGCACCAACGAGAGCACAACGUUUGUGUCAUUUGGCAACGGGGCAGUUGUGGAUAUGGCUCUUUCCCCCAAUGCGCUGAGCGCGGUGGUUGAGCAAGCCGCAGUCGUGGCCCCGGAUGUCACAGCUCCAUACUUGACUGCCUUUAUGUUGGACAUGAAUGCAGGCGUGGUGGUGUUGAACUUCAAUGAGCCUGUUAAGAGCGAGAGCAUCAACGCGAGCCAGCUCGUGUUCCAGACCGGCGCCACAUCGGGUGCCAGCGAUCGCUACCGCCUCACGGGGGGAGUGGUUGAGUCUAGCAAUGGGCUGCAGCAGACGUUGAAUUUGACGCUGACGGACUUGAAUGCUCUCAAGGUGCACGAGGGCCUGGCGGUCAGCAACUCGACCACAUUUUUGAGCCUGGGCUCUGGCUUUGUGCUGGACAUGGCCGACAAUGCGGUGACGCCCAUCAGCAACGGCCAGGCACGGCAGGUUGACGCUUACGUGCUGGACACCACACAACCUGUGCUCAGCCAGUUUGACCUUGACAUGAAUAUUGGCCGGUUGGUGCUCAGCUUUAGCGAGACUAUGAACACAUCUGGCUUUCAUGUAGAGCGCCUUCGCCUACAAGCAACGUCUGAUGCCACUGGCAACGACGUUUUUGCUUUGACAAAUGAAUCCACGCUUGUUGCAGGGCAGAUGGAUAGUCCAGUGAUCUCCAUUGUGCUGGGUCUGGCUGACUUGAAUGAGCUGAAGCGUUUGGAGAUUGGCAACAGUGCCGCACGCUCGUGGCUGACGCACGAGGCCAAUUUUAUGACCGAUCAACGCCGACAGGAGCUGAUCGGGCGAGUGACCGGCGUUAAUGCUCUUGGUGUGGGCACCUAUGUCGCGGAUACCACUGAGGCCGUGUUGGAAGACGCACGGUGGAACGUCAACACAGGCGAGCUGACUUUGUACUUUAGCGAAACGGUGCGGGCGGUGAGCAUGGAUACCACGCUUAUGCUUCUUCAGAACAGCAGUGCAGAGGGAGUGGGUGCCAGCGUGACACUUUCGAGCAGCAGUGUGGUUUCUUCGGGAAAUGGUGCCAUCCAAACUAUUCUGCUGAGUAUGUCAGACCUGAAUGCCAUCAAAGCGCUGCCCACACUGGGCGUCGACAUUGGCACGACGUUUGUGACCCUGCGAGCCUCAAGUGGAGUUGACAUGGUGGGCAACGUCAUCAACGGCACCACCGGACUGCAGGCUAGUGUGGUUGUGGUUGACACGACGGCACCACAGCUGACUCGUGUGUGUCUUAACCUAGACACCUUGACGCUCACCCUCAGUUUUGAUGAGACCGUGAAUGCUAGUUCGCUUGAUCUGGGACGUAUUGUGCUUGCGAACGGUGCAAAUGAUAGCGCCGUUGACUUUGCCUCAGUGCAGCUGGAAUCAAGCGAACAGACGGAUGGCGUGUACGACGCCGAGUUGGUGGCGCAUUUGACGGCACGUUCAGCAAACCAGGUUAAGCUACAGCCAAAUCUGGGCACGAGCAGUGGCACCACUUUUGCUUACUUGCUCUCGGCGGCCGUGGUCGAUAUGAAUGGUAAUGUAGCAAGUGCGCAGACAGUUGUGGACGGCAUUGCCGAUGCGGGCUGCUACACACCUGACACGACUGCACCGUUGUUGGAGAGCUUCAAUGUGUCCCUCGCGGACGACGGCAUCAUUGUUUUGUCGUUCAGCGAAAGUGUGGAUACGGGCAGCUUGGAUGGUCUCAAGCUGCACAUGCACGGCGCCGGUACGUUUGUUGCCAAUCAAGCGGCUAGCACCACUGUUUCUUUGGCGGGACUCAGUGUGGUGUCUCAGGAGUUGGAGUUUGUGCGUGUUGUCUUGUCGCGUACAUCGAUGGAUGCCAUCAAGGCGCUGCCUGAGGUGGCAUCAAGCCUCGGAACAUCGUUCAUCAGCGUUGAUGCCUCGGGCGUGACCGACAUGGCUGGCAACUCGAUUCUUGCCACAUCGACACCGGUCUCGGCAACGGCGUAUGUGGCAGACGCCACUGCUCCUGAGCUCGAUGGUUUUACUCUUGACAUUAAUGCCGGCCUGUUGGUGCUGUCGUUUAGCGAGACAGUGAAUGUAAGCAGCCUAGAUGUCCAGGGCAUCCAGAUGCAGAGCCAAGGCAGUGUGGUGACUGGCGAGGUCGUGACGCUUGUGGAUUCACGAGCAGCCGUCGGGGCGCCCUACCGUCCUGUGGUCACCUUGGAGUUGUCUGAUGCGGAUCUCAACAAUAUUAAGGGUGCUUGGAUGCUUGGGACGGAAAUUUCCAAUACUUUCUUGGCGGUGACUUCGGCGGUGAUUGUUGACAUGGUCAACGAGCCGCUUGUAGCCAUUGCAUCAACAGGAGCUUUGCAGGCAACGCAAGUGACUGGUGAUCAAACGGCACCGGCAUUGGUUGGCUUUGAGCUUGAUCUGACCAGUGAAGUUCUUACGCUGAGCUUUGACGAGACUGUCAAUGCCUCGAGUUUUGAUGUUACCGGACUGGCGCUGCAGGCAAUGGGCGAUGCAACAGGUGCUGGUGUUUUGGACCAGUAUCAACUGACGGGACAUGCCGGCAUCACCUCAUCGCAGCUGGUGAUUAAUGUGACCUUAACGGUGACCGAUCUGAACGAGGUCAAGCGCCGCACAGGGCUUUGCACCUCGGUGGCGGACUGCUUUAUCCGCGCCUCAUCGGCAACCGUGGCUGAUAUGGCCGCAAACCAGCUGACGUUGAUUGCGACUGAUGGUGGCCUUGCCGCACUGGCAUUUGUUCCUGAUGCAACUUCCCCUCAACUUUCGGAAUUCUCGAUUGAUGCCUCCUUGCGUCAUUUACUUCUUACGUUCAACGAAGCAAUUCUUCCAUCUUCACUGACCCCACAAUGUCUGCAACUUUGCGAUGAUGCAUGCUUUCCUCUCAUUUCUUUGGACAUCAGUCCUACCAACACUGUUUGGACUCACUACAGCUUGACCCUCGAUGACUUUGAUCGUGUCACUUUCAAUGGUGUGUGUACAUCCUCGUCGACUUGUCAUUUGCAAAGUAAUUGCUCCUUUGCAAAGGACGCCAACUUCAACAGCGUGGGCGCUUUUGCUGGCCAGUCAAGCAAUGUUUUCGCUGACACCACGCCACCCCGACUGGUCGAAUGGUCUUCGAUUGACUUCAAUUCUGGAGCUCUUACACUCUCAUUUGACUCAGCUGUCAAUAUCAGCACUUUCAACUUUUCGCGUCUCAAGUUGGCUUCGUUCGUUUACAACCCGGCUCAAGAAGAAGUGUUUUCUGGUGUGGAUGCUUCAGCAGUCUCAAUGUCAGAUGAUGGCUUGCUCAUGACUCUUCAGUUGCCACACGAGGUCCUUUUUAGCAUUGUUCAGAAAGUUCAAUUGUGCACAAGUGCUGGUACCUGUUGGUUGCAUUUGGAGACAGGAUUCGUGCAAGAUAUGUACGGCAAUAGUCUUUCAAGACUUGCCAGUUCUGUUGUGACACAAUCCUUUACGCCAGAUACGACUCCUCCUGUUGUUUUGAACGCAACAAUGAGUGUCGAAUCACGUCUUAUCCAACUCCAUGUGACCGAGCCGGUGGUACCUCAGGCGAUUGCAAAACCAGUUCAGCUUGCUUCGGAGAAUCUUGCAACAAUCCUGACGCUUUCAUACGUAUCACAGCAAAGCGACACGGUCUUUAGUUAUCGAUUCAGUGAAGCAGAGCUUCUGAGCCUCAAGAAAGACCCCGCUUUCGAUACAGACGGCUUGCUCUUGCUUUUUGCUAACGCUUCUUUUGAAGAUCGGUUUGCAAACGAAAAUCUCGACCAGACGGUCGCUGUGCAUAUUGUGAGCAGAGAUACCACUGCUCCUGUGGUCCAGAACGCCGUCCUCAAUUUGGAUGAGAACAUCUUGAUUCUUGCGUUGUCCGAGCCGAUUGUAAAUUCUUCCUUUCCUUGCGAUUCCCUUGCUCUGUACGAUCAAACCUCCAAAGAAUUCGUGACACUUUCGUGCGACCGAAUCUUGUUUGGGUCAACUCGAAUGGAUGUUGAACUCGAGUUGACGCAAGAAUCGCGAAGGCAGAUUUACAAUCGAGCCUUGGACGUUGCCCCUCGCUUGCUUCGAGUGGCACAAGGUAUCUUUGUGGAUACCAGCGGAAAUUUCAACGAUGCAGAGAAUGAGACAAUCUCGUCAAUUAUAGCCGAUGCAACAAAGGCGGAAUUCAUUGCAUUUGACUUUGAUGCGGAUGCCGGGCAAGUGACUUUGUACAUGAGUGAUCUUGUGACCACGGCCUCAGUCAAGCCGCGUGAGCUUUCCAUAUACUGCGAAGAAUCAGUCAUUUUCUCGCGCGAGGACCUCACUGUGCUUGAUCAGUCAGGAUGGUCAUAUAGUAUUGUUCUCAACAUGAGCAUUGAUCAACUGAACGCCAUCAAGAGCUCUGAUUGUUAUCCCUAUAAUUCUUCCCUUCAAGUUGGAGCAACAACGCUACUGGCUUCAGAUACGGUCGGCACUGGCAUUGCCGUUGAGCGCUCAUAUCUUAAUGUUCAAACUAUCGUUCAAGAUCAAACUCCGCCGGAACUAUUAAACGUGGUUCUGAAUGUGGAUCAGCUUGUAUUGAGUUUGACCUUUAGUGAGCCAAUUCGCGACAGCCUUGCAAAUGCAAGCUCUGUCUCUCUUACCUUGAAUCAGACGUCGACGAUUGUGCUCAGUUCAGCAACGCUGACGAGCUACGAUCACAUGGUUGUGGAUCUGAAUGUCAGUGAUUACGAAUACCAACUCAAGUUGAAUGGAGUUCAUAGCGUUAUGGUAACUGUCGCCUUUUUGUCAGAUGCUUUUGUGGACUACGGCUACAACUCCUUUUCAGGCCCGACGUCCAAAGCGGUCACAGUGCUUCAAGACACAGCGGCACCUCGCUUAACAGAUUGGGAGCUGAACAUGACUGCUCAAACAAUCACAUUACAGUUUUCAGAACCAAUCAAUCCCCACUCGAUCGAUUCGUCCAUGCUCCUGCUUCAUGCAACCGCCUUCCCAUCAGAUGAUACCUGCUCCUCUUGUGCAAGAACCGGCGCAUCAAGUGGUGCAUGUACUGCUUGUAGCGACCCGGCGUCAAUUGCUCAGGUCUCUUUAAACGAACUUGUGCUCACACUCUGGGAGGCAGAUUUUGUCGUGCUGACAAUGGAUCCACGCCUAUUUGAUGCCAUCUCGAGCUCUGCAGCAGCCCGCUCGAGUGCAACUUCAUUUUUAAGUGGGCAACAGUUUGUUCGUGAUAUUGCUGGAAAUGCCGUUGAAGCUGUGAAUCCGGACGCACCGAUGCGCGUGGCCACUUACGUCCACGAUUCGAUUGCUCCCACCAUUCUGUCUGCCAUCCUUGACUUAAACUCAUCAACAUUGACGCUCAACAUAUCUGAGGCUUGCAAUUUGUCUGCAAUUCAGGCGGAUUAUGCCGCCAUCUCAGUUGGUGUCGAAGUCAUCACAUUGCUUCUCAACAACAUGCGCCAAGUUGAUUUUCGGCAAGUGAGCGCGACAUUCACAGACGCGAACUUCAACGCAAUUGCACUUGCCGAUAGCUUGGACUUCAAGCUUUCUGUAGCAAGUGGACUUUUACAAGACUGGAAUGCAAAUCCAACGAAUGCUCUUAGUAACAUGACUUUCUCCAGCAUUAAACAAGAUGUGACUCGACCAUUUGUCACCAAUUCGUCGCUAAAUAUGGCAAGUGGUGUCUUAAUUCUGAUGCUAAGUGAGCCAGCGAGAGCCACCUCGAUUAUACCAGCCAAAAUAGCGAUUAAAAGCUCUGCAAGUUCAACAACACCAUACUUUCUCUCAAGCAGCAAUGCUCAGCACGUGAAUGGACUUGAAGUUAUCAUCAGUCUAUCGAAUGCUGAUUCAAACAAUAUCAAACGUGUCACAGAUGUUGCACGAUCGAUCAACAGCAGCUCAUAUCAACUACUGAGCAGCACGUUUGCAGACAUGUAUGGCAAUACGAAUUUUGAGUUGAAUGGAGAUUUCUCAUCAUACACUGUGGACACCGUCUCCCCCAUUUUGAGGUCGAGCACCCUUGAUCUGAGCGCAGGUUCGCUAAAGCUGACGUUUGAUGAGCCUGUAAAUGGCAGCACGUUGGAUUUGAGCACCAUUACUGUCGCUGUCAGCAACGAUACAGUGGGGAGUGCCUCGCCUGACGCCUAUGCCCUCAGCGGUACGGGGGCUGUGAGCAACGUUAUCAACGAGGUUAUCACUGCUAGCCUGCUUGCUAUGGAUCUCAACGUGCUGAAGGCCUUGGUGCCCCUAGCUGAUGACAAAUCGACAACAUGGUUGCGAUUUGCCACUGCAACGGUUGCUGAUGUUGAAGGCAACGAUAUGGAAGCCGUGACUAGCAAUGUGCAGGUGACCACAUUCGUGGCUGACUCUGUUCGUCCAGUGGUCACCCGUGUGGUGCUUGACCUGGUGGAUGAGUACUGUGACCUCAACGUGACGUUUGAUGAGACGGUGAACGCGGAUGCCGUCGACCCUACUCGCAUCAGCUUCCAGCGCUCGGCCACAGCCGACGUUGCAAGUGACAUCUUCCUGGUGGGCGGUCAGGCCCUAAGCGCCAACAGCACUGACAUUCGUCUGCGGCUGGUCAAGGCAGACUGUGACCGUCUGAAGUUGGACACGACUCGUGGCACCAACGAGAGCACAACGUUUGUGUCAUUUGGCAACGGGGCAGUUGUGGAUAUGGCUCUUUCCCCCAAUGCGCUGAGCGCGGUGGUUGAGCAAGCCGCAGUCGUGGCCCCGGAUGUCACAGCUCCAUACUUGACUGCCUUUAUGUUGGACAUGAAUGCAGGCGUGGUGGUGUUGAACUUCAAUGAGCCUGUUAAGAGCGAGAGCAUCAACGCGAGCCAGCUCGUGUUCCAGACCGGCGCCACAUCGGGUGCCAGCGAUCGCUACCGCCUCACGGGGGGAGUGGUUGAGUCUAGCAAUGGGCUGCAGCAGACGUUGAAUUUGACGCUGACGGACUUGAAUGCUCUCAAGGUGCACGAGGGCCUGGCGGUCAGCAACUCGACCACAUUUUUGAGCCUGGGCUCUGGCUUUGUGCUGGACAUGGCCGACAAUGCGGUGACGCCCAUCAGCAACGGCCAGGCACGGCAGGUUGACCUUUUUAUUGAUGACACUUCAUUGGUCUCCCUGCAAAGCUUCAAUCUUGAUAUGAGCCGUGGCCGAUUGACAAUGUUCUUCUCUGAGGUUGUCAACCACCAGUCGGCCAAUCUUUCAAGCAUCGUUCUGAGCUCAAGUUCUUCCGGAGGCACUUCUGUUCGCUUAAGCAACAGCGUGCAUCUUCUUUACGCAAGAGAUGCUGCUUUUUUAACAUUCCUUUUGGCCGAUCAAGACUUAAAUGCUCUGAAGAUGUCGGCUGUUGCUUUGACCAAUGCAACAGCCUUCUUGCAUAUGACCGGUGACUUUAUUGUUGAUCAAAAGGGCAAUCACAUCCAGCCCAUUGUUGUCGGACGCCUUCCGGCAAUUUUCAUCCCAGAUACUGUGAGGCCUUUCGUUCUGUCAGCAACUAUGAACAUGUCAAACAUGAUUGUAUCGUUCACGUUUUCUGAGGCCAUCGAAGCAAGCUCAGUGAAUGUAAGCAGCCUAACUUUAUUGAAUGCGGAGAAUCAGGCCGUAUUUGUGCAGGCCACAGCCAUUUCACCCUCGACGACGGAAGAUGGAACAAUUUUAAGCGUUGCUGUUGGGGAAGCUGAUGCCAACUUACUCCGUGAUUAUACCCCCUUUGGCUUCAAUACUUCAUCCACGCGCUACAACUUGCAAAUGACCUUUACUCGUGAUCAUUCCGGCAACCUGGUGACUCCAAACGCGAGCACUUUUGAUGCUGUGGUGCUGGACACCGUUCAGCCGGCAGCAGUGGACUUUGUACUGAACCUGACGAGCAAUGAGCUGGCCGUUUUCUUCUCGGAGACCAUGGACCCUGCUCGCUUCAAUCUGUCGGCCUUGCAACUGUGUGGAGAUGAUCAAUGUGUCUUCCUAAGCAAUGCUUCUCUCGUUGAACGCAUCAAUCUCACUCAGGCUAGGAUCACACUCGAAGGAGACGACUUGUUUGAACUUGAACGACAAACCUCCACCUGCGUCAACGCAAAUAGUUGCACCUUGUUGAUGGAGACGCUUGCUGCACAAGACAUGUUCGCCAAUUUGGUCCAAGAAGCGGUCCUUCUUCAACCAUCUAUGUUUGUAGCAGAUUCAGUUCGGCCACAACUCACGCGUUUGGCUAUUAAUCUGGACACGAUGCAAUUUACACUCUUCUUCACAGAAGUCUUGAAUCGCACAACCAUUCAGUUGUCGCAACUCUUCUUGACUGGAUUUGGCGCUGAGUUUGGAUUUGAGGAUACCGAGACCACGGUCGUACAAGCGCGUAACGAGCCUUUCCUGCGAUUGCAACUUUCGAACAAUGCAGCUGCUGAUUUAAAAAAUCAGCUUGAUGAUGAGAGCUUGUCCAGCUUUUCCUCCUUUGGUGUGCGCCUCGCUUCUGACUUUGUCCUUGACAUGGCGGGCAACCCGUCCUGGCCUGCAAGCAUGAAUGUGUCUGACUUUAUAGCUGAUAGCACUUCACCCGUUGUUGCAUCGAGCAUUGUUAACCUGACAAGUCGGGUGGUCACCUUGUGCAUGUCUGAGCCGUUGGUGGAAGCAAGCCUCGAUUCAAACGCCAUAAGCAUUGGGGACGGUACGACAAUGUACCAGCUGCCGCCUGGUCUCAGCAUUGUGGAGCAACGACGCAGCUGCUAUGAAAUUGUGCUGAGUGAUGGUGCUUUCAAUUCGAUUGCUGCAAGUGAUGUCAUUGGCCACUCGGCAUUGACAAGCACGCUGAGCAUUCAAGCUUCCUUUGGUGUUGAUGUCUAUGGCUAUCAAGUAUCUGCCUAUGAUCAAAUUGCCGAUAUCUUUGUGCCUGACGAAGAGCAACCCAAUCUGGUUCAUGCCAGCAUCAAUCUGACCACUGGAUUGGUGUACGCCACGUUUCACGAGCCAAUGCGCUUAAGCUCAGUGAAUACCAGCCUGAUUUGUGUUGUGGGUGGCCAAGUCGAAGUUUGUUUGUCGGGCAGUGCUACAAGCCAGCCCCUCUCCGUCUUGAACUUGCAGCUGGACAUGCCCAAAAUCCACUUGGACGCGAUGAAGCAGGCUGAACUAUGCAUCUCGUUGACUUGUUCUCUCCGCUUGCGCAAUGCGGCCCUUCAAGAUAUGUAUGGCAACCAGAUUGCAGACGUCUCUCGCGUUUUUGACGAAGUCGGACCGGAUCUGGUGGCACCUGUUCUCGAGAGCUAUAGUGUCGAUAUGGACGCAAAUAUUGUCUCGCUCAGUUUCUCGGAGCCUGUUGUGUGCACAACUUUUGAUGUGACACAGCUAUAUGCCCAAGUCGGCAUGACAAAUGUUCUGUCCCCCAGUGACCCGCGCUUGGCUUUGACCGACUCUGCCCCUGUAAACUGCAACAAUACACUUGUUGUUGGCGUACAACUCUCACGAACUGACGCAACUCGCAUCAAAUCUACUGACGUGAGUUUGUGGCGCUCACGGUCGAAUGCUUGGCUCUUCCUCGAUGCCCUGGCAGUUCAAGAUGUUAGUGGCAAUCCCAAUAAUGUCUAUGACCCCAAUGUGCCGGCCACGAGCUUUUCUGCCGAUGCUCGUGCGCCAGAGCUCGUUGGCGCCACUCUCGACUUGCAGGCUGACCGCCUUGUGACUGUAUUUGACGAGCCAAUCGUGCUGUCAUCCGUCACGCUACCUCGAUUUGUGGUGUCAAAUGGGACCCAGGUGGUUUAUCUGUCCGCAAGUGGCACCGCCUUGCUCGGUCCCAACAAGACAGUGGUGUGGUGUUCACUGACUGCUGUGCGCGACACACUAGUUGGAGUGUAUGACUUCCAUCUCAACUCAUUGUCAGUCUAUGUUCUCAGCUCCGCUGUAGCAGAUAUCGCAAACAACGCAAACGCAAAUAGCACAAUGGCUCUUUCUGUAAUCAGCGACAGUGUGGCACCACAGCUCGAGGCCAGCACCUUGGACUUGCACACCGACCGUCUUCGGCUAACUUUUGAUGAGGCCGUACAAUUGAAUGCCUUGGACGUUGUGAUUCAUGGCGUGAACUUGUCGACCUUGGUACCUGCAAACACGGCUGAGUAUGGGAACGCGGCACGUACGGUUUUGGUCCUUAGCUUGACAAGCACCAAUAUUCUGGACUUGGCUCAGGCUCGCCAUGCUUACCCUGCUGACACACUUCGCGUUCAGCUGCCCGAGCAUAUGUUGAUGGACUUGAGUGGGAACAAUUUGUCAGCAGCCAAUCAUUCUAUAACAGCUAUCACGGCGGAUGCUCGUCGCCCUCAGCUUGUCAGCGCUGACCUAAAUAUGGAGCUGGGCUACCUCGUGCUCAGCUUUGAUCGCCCUGUGGAUGAGAGCACUUUAGACACGGCUUCUGUGAUGGUCUUGGCAAGCCCUUCUUUGACGAGUGCAGAAGUUGUUCUGGCUUCUUCGAGUCCUGCAUGGUUUGAGGGGUAUAACAUUUCGAUUGCAAUCUCCAGAAGUGAUAUGCUUUCUCUCAAAGAUGCCGCAACGUUGGCAACAAAGCAGGCCAGCACUUAUGUGCGCGUGCUGUCGUCGGCAAUCCAAGGCCUCAAUGCUCAACCAGUCAUUGCCUUGACGCGAACUGCCGCCAUCAUGGUGUCGGAUUACGUGCCCGAUAGCACCGGGCCAGCUCUGUUACAGUUGGCUGCCAAUUGGAACUCUGGCGCCCUUGUGAUGCAUUUCGAUGAGCCUGUCAAUGUUACCUCUUAUCUGCAAGCUGGUGUUUCGCUUGGCAAUGCGUCGCAGACACUGAUGGGCAUUUCAACUGGCCCAAUGACCAAGCUCAAUGCCACAGCUUACCAAACUACCAUAUCAACGGAUUGGCUGAACGCCUUGAAAAGUGCUAGGCUGGCCACAUCACCCUUUGGCUGGCAAAUCGAUUCGGUCUCAUUCAUUGCGGAUGUGGCGGGCAAUGCCUACCGCAGUCCACUCGGACAAUUUGUGUUUGGCCACACCUUGGCACUGGAUACGACUCGCCCGACAUUUGUGAGCGCCGAGCUGGAUAUGGAUGCAGGCAUUGUGGAAAUAACUUUUAGCGAGGCGGUAGAUGCCAGUUGUCUGCAACCAACGCGAUUAACCGUUCAAUCCACAGUUUUAAGCACUGGUACAAACAUUAAUCCGGAGCUGGCUUCCGUGCUACAGUUAACAAACUCAACGGUCUUAUCCCUGGAGCUUUCGCGAUCAGGAUUGAAUGCCGUGAAGCGAGGAUUUGUGGCGCGUAGCAUCUCCUCGGCUUGGCUCAAUUUGUCGACAGCCUUUGUAUGCGAUUAUGCGGGCAAUGCACUCGCUCAACAGUCCGUCGUGCAACCAACCACCUUGAUUCUUGAUCAAAGCGGGCCUGUUCUGAUUGGGGCCGAAGUUAACCUAAGUACGAUGGUGCUGGUGCUUGAGUUUGACGAGCCCGUUCUGACUAGCCUUAAUGGAUCGGGCUUGCGAGUCAGUCAGCCGUCUGCUUCGGAUUUGGUUGUUUACAACCCCGUCGUGGCCGUUAGUCACGAGGUGGUGAGCAUCACUUUGUCCUCUGAACAGGUGCUCGCCUUUAAAACAGCGCUCAAACUCACACGCCCUGUGAGCCUUGCGCUCUAUGCUGGCAUGGCCCAAGAUCUGGCAGCCGUUCCAAACCCCAACGCUAUGCAGAGCCUUGCAACGACGGUUCAUCCCGACGUGGUGCCUCCGACGCUACUCAAUGCAAGCGUGUUUGCAGCAACGGGAUACUUUGUGCUUACGUUUAGCGAGCCCGUUCAGCUUUCCAGCGUCAAUCUUUCUGCCCUGACUGUUGAAAACGGCACUCUCGCCAUGGCGGUUGAGGGAACUCUAUCUUCCUCGACUGGUGUGUCACAUUUGGUCGAGUUUACGUUGCUGACUGCCCAGCUCAAUGCAUUCCGCGCCUUUGAAGAGUUCUUCAACGCUGCCUCCACAACAAUACUCAGCGCGUCCGGAGCUUUAGCAAUGGAUACUUCAAACAACUCAGCUACAGUGACGCAGAGCUUGGUGCCUGGACGUUUUGAGCUGGACACGGUGCAACCCCAUGUCCUUAGUGCUCAAUUUGAUUUUGACUCUCAAAUCCUGCUUCUACGUGUCUCCGAGUACGUGGCCCGGGACGCCGUUACCGUGGCACAUGUGGCUGCAGCCAGUCUUGAUGGGACCCUAUCAGUGCCGUUGACAGAUGCGAUUGUCGCAAACAACGCCAGUGCACCUCAGCUGGUGAUGCUGCUCGGCAAUCAGAGUGUCACCGCUAUGAAAUUUGCCGGACUUCAGACCUUUGUCCUAUCAUGGAACAGCGGCUUUUUCAAUGAUGUCUUUGGUCAACCGGUGGAGCCGCGUGCCUUUCCAAACGCGCUGAUAGUCGACCCAAUUGGAAGCGACACGCAGGUCCCGAAUAUCGUCACAGUUGAGCUGGACCUGAGCCGUGUUGUGCUGACUCUUGUAUUCAGCGAGCCAGUCUCCAUCACAGAAGCCCAAUUGGCCUUGUUGCAGCUCCAGCGCUCGGAUGGCAGUGCAAACAUCACAACAGGCGUCUUGUCCGAAAGCGCUGUUGGCUCAGACUACGAUCGCCGCUGGACGCUGCCUUUGGUGCCUGCUGCUCAUGACCAGGUUGUGAAUGCCAUUUUUGCAGGCCAUGCGCACUUCGCAGCUGCGCUACCGGCCACCUUGGCGGUUGAUCGGUUUGCAAACCAAUUUGAAUCCACCCUGGCCUCACUGGCACUUGUGAAUGACACUUUGUCGCCGCAUCUGACCACAGUGCAUCUCAACCUGAGUAGUAACGUACUCACACUUGAAUUCAGCGAGCUCGUCGAUGAGCGCUCUGUUAGCCUGGCUUCGGCUCGCUUAUUCAUUGCCCCAUCACAGCCUGCUGUCCUCUCAGCAGCAACGAUGCAUCCUCCUGAGGACACACUCGUUCGCACGUUGUCAUUCAGUGUACCAGAUGACGUUCUCAACGUACUGAAGCGACAGGGUGCAAUUGAUAAUGCAACCAAUGUGUGGUUCGAGCCGGGCCCUGCACUUGUUACAGAUUUGUUCGGCAACAACUGCAAUUCUUCUGUCCGGGCCGUGACGAUCACAGCUGAUGACGCCGCGCCUCUCGUCUUGGCGGCAGAGCUCAAUCUCAAUGAUCCCUUGCGCCUGACAGUUCAAUUCAACGAGCCUAUCCUUCCAGGAACAGUUCAACCCGAGCUGCUGGCGCUGUACGACUCGUGGCUAGUAUCAGUUGAGUUGGCAGACACGACGCCCCUGACAUUGUCCAACGAGACCGUUGUUUUCACUUUAAGCGCUGUGCAGAGUAACAUGCUUCAACGGCAUGCUGUUUGCUACAACGCGAGUGAUUGCAUCUUGGAAUUACUCGCGGCAGCUGUCCAGGACAUGGCUGGCAACGCCCUUGCAGACGAAGACUUUUCGGGCAGUCAACUCACUAUUGUCAACGAUACUACCGCACCCUCUCUCGAUGCAUGCGCUCUUGAUCUAUCCAGUGGCAACCUUACUUUGACAUUUUCAGAGCCCGUGGCCAUCGCAACAAUAAUGUCCAACGGCGCUCACAUUCAGAAUGUGGCCAACCUGACAGAGCCUGUCCUUUUGGACUACCUCCUAAGCAUGUCUUCUUCUGCGGGCGAGGUGAUUGUAGGAUUUUCGCUGCGGAAUUCAACGCAGGCGCAACACAUGGCUAGUGUGACAGCCGCCGUUUGGAACGGCGUGUCCGGCGAGUUUGUCUUGAGCGGUUCAGGUACCAUGUUACUCGUGCAACCGGAUGGCACUCUAAACGCACCUAGCGACAGCAAUGGAUUGCUGGUCUUCCAGUCAGCAGCAGGUGUAUAUCCCCGCCGAACGCUGACACUCACGGUGGGCGAAGACUACAUCUACGGCACUGUACAGACGCAAGCAUCCGCAGGCAGCACCGUCUCCACCCAGCCGGGUCUUGUCGUCUCUUCAGAGUAUCGCGUGGCUGUGAUGGACGAUUAUCAGAAUGAGCGCGUGGCCGUUGCGCUGACGCAAUAUCAGACGCUUGGCCAGCAGACAAAUACAGAGGCUGUGCUCAAGUUGGGCCGUGACAACCUGAAUGCACUCAAGUAUGAACUUGGCGUAGCACGCUCCCCCGCAACGAGCUACCUCGUUGUGCCAGUGGGCUUUGUGCGCGACAACAUGGCCAAUGUUCUUUCUGAAGUGGCGCCUGCCAAUGCAAUGCUUUGCACGUUUACAGGCGACACUUCUGCUCCGUUGCUGGUCGAAUUUGAUGUUGACAUGAACGACGGCUCGCUGCGCCUGCAAUUUGACGAAGUCAUUAAUAGCUCCACCCUUAGCGUGGAGCAUAUCGCGUUUGGUACGCCGGCCGUGGGUUUUACCGGCAUCGACACCACUUUGGCUACCCUAACCGAGGCCGUCAGCCUGGUCUUGGCUCACAAUGUGCUUUCGACACUGAAAAUUCAGGCCGGCACAUUCCUAUCAGCUGGCAGUAGUCUGCUCCAAGCCCAAUCUGGAAUGAUUGUCGAUGUCGAAGGAAAUGCUUUUGUAUCGCAGGUCCUGAACGCCACCUCUUUUGUAGCCGACGUCACAGCCCCCGCCCUUGUGGCUCUGCGACUAGACCUGACUGAUCGCAUUCUUCAAGCUAAUUUCAGUGAACCCAUCUUGUCGACAAAUGUGGAGCACUGUCACUUUCAGCUACCAAAUGGCGCGAGGAUUAGCUCGCUGGCUGGGACUGUCGCUGCAUUGGCAUCGACGUUAUACGAGCAGCUUGAUAUAGCCCUACCAGAUUCGGUUAUUGAUAAUUUGACGCUGAGUCACACUGUACUUCAAAGCCCGCUCACAAUAGAGCUGGUCUGCAGCAUGGGAGCCUGGACGGAUGCUACAGGCAAUCCGUCGCUGACGGAAACACAUGCCGUCUCAGAUUUUAUCGCGGACAGCGUGGCCCCACUGGCCACCGAUGUGGUGCUGGACUUGAACGCGUUGACGGUAACAUUGACCUUUGCGGAGAACGUGAACGUCACCACGCUCAACAUGACCCGUCUUGUUGCCAUCAACGAGGCCAACUUAGGCUCUGCCGUGGCACUAGACGGAACUGUCAUGGCCCCCAAUGAUGGCCGUACGGUAGCAAUUGCACUGAGCCGUAUGACCAGCAACCAACUCAAGGCCGACACGCAGCUUUGCACGACUCUGGAAGAUUGUCAGCUGCAGCUGCUUGCCGGCGCGAUUCAGGACAUGUCAGGCAAUGGGAACCUUCAGAACACACUCAACGCAACUGCCCUCGUGCCUGACGUGUCACCCCCUGUCCUCAUCAACAGCACCCUCGACAUGCUACACCGCCGUCUUAUCCUAGAGUUUGAUGAGGUGUUAAACGCGUCUUCCGUCCUUGUGACCCAGCUCGGCUGGGAUAAUUUGGCCCCUUUUGCGGCUGUUCGCGUCGGUGAUGCUCGGCCGUCAACCACCCUUGUUUUGAAUCUAACUCAUUCCUUGUUCAACGCCAUGGCAAUCACACGGGCGUAUGUAAGCUCGGCAACCAGCGUUUUCACGCUCCCGCUGGCCUGGGCGCUUGAUAUGAACCAGAAUGCUGUUAAUGAGCUGGCCAACUUCACCGUCGCCCACUUUGUGGCAGACACUCAAGCCCCAGAUGUGCUCUAUACGGUCCUCAACUUGACAGCAGAGCAGGUGACCAUUGUUGUCAGCGAGGCAGUGGAUGCGUUGACCUUGAAUGCCUCGAGUCUCACUUUGGUGGGUGCGGCUGGAAGCACGCUGCGCUUGCUGGCUGAGCCACGUACUUUCAAAGCCAACGGAGAUGCCACGGUUUGGGUGCUUGACCUCUUGAAGUCCGAAGUUGACCUUUUGCAGGCUGAUCCUGCUUUGGCCGAGAACGCCAGUACGGCUGUGCUCCAAGUCGAAACAACUUUUGUGCGUGACUACGCCGGGAACCCAAUUUUGCACCACGAAGCGGAGGUGGAUGUGUUUGUCGCCGAUACCAUUACGCCUCGUUUGAACGAGGUGGUGUACAAUGCCACCGAUGGUUUGAUGACACUGAGCUUUAGCGAGGUCGUUUCUCCGACAUCGCUUAUCUUUGCUCAACUGACUUUCGGGGGUUUGUCGGUUGAGGCCGACCUUGUGACGACUAUGCCUGCCACGCAAGUGUCAGUGAAGUUGACCGCCGACACCACUGACGGUCUCAAGUACGCAAGACGUUGCCUCUCCGGCAUCUGUGAGCUAGUUGCCUCGUCUGGAUGGGUCAGAGACAUGGCUGGUAACCUUGCUAGUGGUUUGACCUUGGUGAACGCAACAGUGCUCAAUGAUACCGCUUUGCCUGAAGUACGGGCAGCAGUCGUGGAUAUGGCCCAGGGCCGCCUGACUCUCAAUUUCUCAGAGCCUGUGCAGGUGCCCACAGCCAAUCUGAUUGGUUUUGCUGCUGGCGCCUUGUAUCUUGAGGACGUGACGCCCGUCACUUGCCAUGACCUCAACCGCAGCUGCACCUGGACUUUGACGGACGUCACACUCUUUGCCGCGCAAGCGAAUGUCACUCUGAUGAUCGACGUGGGCUCCUCGAGUAUUUGGCUACUUGAUGGGGCUUUCUGUGAUCAGUCUGAUCUCUGCAGCGUGGCGAGCAAUUUCUCUGACGUGGUGUAUCUGGCUGAUACAGUUGCCCCUGCUAUUGUGGGUCUCGAAUUGAGCCUCAACUACACGAGUGUCGCUCGCUUAACGCUCGUGCUGUCGGAGGUCGUCAAUAUCAGUACCCUGGACGAUGCAUACAUCUCUUUUCUGAACCACUCAGGUGCCUCAACGCCUGUGACUGCUGCAAGCGGUAUCACCCUGAUUGCGGGUUCUGAAAAUGCUGCUCGACUAGAGCUUGAACUCGAUGCAGAUUUGACAGCCGCCAUUAAGCUACUGUCGCCAUUUGGCUUGCAGCUUAACUCGACCAUUGUGCGCUUUGAGCCAGCAGUAUUGCAAGACAUGGCCGGAAACAGUCUCGCUGCUAUGGUUGAGCUUGUACCGGAGCUUCUUGUUGUUGAUGACGUGGUACCUACCCCCGUUGGCUUUUCCGUGGAUAUGAGCACUGGCGUGCUCAGCUUGACCUUUGUAGAGCCCGUGUCUCCUGGCAUCGCCGUAUACUCAGGCAUUCGGCUCGGAGGUGCAGCUGGACAGUCACUGCCUUUGAGCCAUGCCACUGCCAGCUUGGUGACCAACGCUACCCAGCGACUGCAGGUCUUGCAGCUUAGCGAAGCCCUCGUACAGACGCUCCAAGCCGAUGCCACCAUGUAUAGUGAUGCCAACUCCACCUUCCUCAGUCUUGAUGCGGCUACCUUCGUGGAUGUGGCUGGCAACGCAGUGCUUGCACAGGCUAUCGAAUUGCUGGCUUACGCGCGCGACUCGAUUCUUCCUCAAGUAGUGCAGGUGAACAUGACAACUUUGCUCGACGGGAGCCAAGUCCUUCGCAUCGCACUGAGCGAGCCUGUGAAUAGCACUCAGAUGAACUUGAAUGGAGUGGUUCUCAACGCCACAGAGGGCUGUGUGGUGGCCAAUUGCACGUUUAACUUUGGCACGGACGCCUUGAGUGUGGCGGCACCGGCGGGCGCGUCCAUGACUUUUGAUCUGGUGUUGACGGAUGCGGAAACUGAUCGCUUGGAGCAAGCUCAGCUAUUGCGCUUCCAGCCGCUCACGUUGCUUGUUGAACUCCCGCCCUCCUUCUUGGUUGAUAUGAGCGGCAAUCCAUCCAUGGCGCAAGCCUUGGUGCUGGCGCAAUUAUCCAGCGAGGCACAGCCACCGUACUUGUCUGCAUCAGCCUUUGAUUUGCAGCGCGGGUCACUGCACCUGAACUUUGACGAACCAGUUGACUUUUCCACCUUGAACCUCUCCCGGGUCCUUCUCACAGACGGGCGUAACGACUCUGCAGCCCUGCCACUGACAGGUGCAGCGUAUGCGCCGCGCGUUUCCUCGGGCAUUAUGCUGCAGCUGACGCAAGUUCAACUCAAUGCCGUCAAAAGCCAGUGGCCAUUGUGCUCCGAGCAGGGUGUGUGCCAUGUUCAGCUUCUGGCCCAGGCAGUCUGGGAUGUGGCGCUGCUGCCCAACUCCAACGUUCUGGGUAUCUAUGAGGUGUCCACUUUUGUGGACGAUGAAGACCGUCCUCGUAUCGCAGCUUUUGAUGUGGACAUGACGACACGCCGGGUGCAUUUGUACUUCAAUGAGUCAAUCUACUUGCCAUCUGUAAAUCUGAGUGCCCUGCGUCUCGCCGCAGAUUCGGCAUCUGGAGCACCCAGUCUUGCGCUAGAGCAAAGCGAUAUUCUCACGACGACGAAUGCUUCUGAGGUGAUCCUGGCACUGCGUGCUCCGCUGUUUGAUGACAUGGUCUUCAACGGUAUUGCUGUGUCGUCAAGCACCACCUACUUGGCAGCCGAAGACGCUGCUUUCUUUGACACGAGCGAGAAUCCAAGCGUGGCGGCUGCGUUGGGCAUCAAUUCCAUUGCCGUUUCGACCUACACGGCUGAUGCUGCAUCGCCCAGCCUAAUCUAUAGCCGGCUUGACAUGACCGACGAAACCCUUACGCUCGUCUUCUCCGAGACAAUGUCUACGGCAAACCUCAAUUUUUCCGCCGUCUAUCUGGUCUCCAAUGCCUCUGGAGGGGCGGGAAUACCGCUGCCAGACUGCCUCAGCGCCUGCCAAAACCUGCCAGAAUGCCUGAUGGCAUGUCCAAACAACUACAGCGGAGCCGCAGUACGACUUCGGGCCGAGACCACUGCGACACAGACCAACGCCACUACGCUGGUGGCCUCGCUUCGUGUGCCCGACGUUCUCGACAUUCAAGACUUUGCCAACCUUGCCACAUCUGAUAGUUGGACCUGGUUGCACUUGGCCGGUAUUCCUUCCUUGGGCAGCGACGUGGCAGGCAACGCGGUUAUUGAUGGUAGCUGGCCUCUGUCGCUCGUCGUUCCGGAUACGACCCGACCCGAGCUGGUCGCUGCUGCUGUGAACAUGACCAACGAGACGAUAACGCUGACGUUUUCCGAAGUCAUGACUGCAGAAGUAAUGCCCAGUGAAUUUGUGUCCUUCGUGCCCGGGGACACCGCAAUGAGCAGCAGCUUUGUCGCUGUUCAUCGUGGCCCGGCUCAGGCCCAGCUGACAAUUGAACUAGCCCCGGCUUAUGUGCACCAGAUCAAGCUGCAGGGUCCCUUGCCUGGGCGCCUCACACUGAACAUGAGCAGUCAGAGUGCCCGGGAUGCAACUGGAAACCCCCUGCUGCCCGCUUUGGAUCAUGUGUUUGAUGAAGUUCAUGCGGAUACCAUUCCCCCCACCCUGACUAAGUUUACGCUUGACUUGACCGCUAACCUACUUCACCUGACGUUUGAUGAACCUGUGGACCUGUUGUCGCUGGAUCCAGCUCACCUUGCACUGAUCAGCAGCGCGGCUGGUCCUGUCUCUCUCGGCGGCAGCACGAGCGUUUCCGUGAGCGAUGGCCUCGAAAUAACAUUGGCUUUGCCACAAACUGUCAUUAACAACGUGACCCAAGAUGACAGCCUGUGCACGUCAGCCGCAAAUUGUGCUCUGGUAUUCGGUGGCUUUGUCACCGAUACCACUGGUGUCAGCAUCGUGCCGGCCUUUGUUAACAAUAGCGUCUUGGUUGGUGACACCGUGUCACCGGUCCUGCAGAGCGUUGCUUUGAACUUGGAUGUACGCACCCUGGAGCUCACCUUUAACGAGGUUGUGCGCUGCUCAGCGUUUGUCAUGAGUAAUCUCACCCUUUGCUCGAGCAUGAGUUGUGGUUCGGCUGUGCAACUGUCUUCCUCGCGUGCGCAGGCUGCGCCUUCCGUGCAAUGCGCUGUCGAUAUUGGAAGGGCGGAUUUCAAUAACAUCGCCACCACUCUUUCGCUUGGUCGCAAUUUGAGCGGAACUUGGUUUGCAAGUACGCGCAGUGCCUUGCUUGACAUGGCAGCCAAUCCGCUCGACGUGAGCAAUAUCCCACUGCAAGCCAGCGGCUUGGUGGUGGAUCAAACGGCUCCGAAGCUGGAAAACUUUUCGAUCGACAUGGAAGCCGGAGUCCUUACGCUUUCGUUCGAUGAGGCCGUGGACGUAGCCACGUUGGAUGUGUCGCAUGUAUGGCUAUCCAAUGCAGCAUCAAGCAUUCCUCUCUCCGGGGGCAGCGUGGUGCAGUUGGACAGUGAACGCAUUCGCGUCCUUCUCUCCAACAGCGACCUCAAUGACCUCAAAGCCCGCACGAUUUGUCGUUUCCCAUCCUCAUGCUUCAUGCACCUCAAUGCGACUGCAAUUGUGGAUAUGUUUGGCAAUGACAAUGCUGCUACCCCAGUGCCUUUGCCUGUGCAAGCCCACCAAGUGGACUCAACUCGCCCGAUGCUGACGAGCUUUGGAUUGGAUCUGGAUGCUUUGGAGUUGCUCCUCACCUUCUCCGAGUCGGUUAAUGCAAGCUCUCUACGCAUUGACCAGCUGACAAUCGGCGACUUUUUUGAGCCGACCUAUUCCUACACGCUGACCUCAAGCGCAGCCACAACGACAGCGGGCCCCAUCUUAGUCGUCAGGCUUAAUGAUGACGACGCCGCUGCUCUCAAGGUCAACGACCUGCUCGCCACGUCGCGCGUCAACACUUGGCUCAGUUUCCCAGAUACAACGGUGCUGGAUAUGGCUGCCAACCCCCACACGAUCGUUGGCGUGCCUUUGAUUGCCACGCUCUCAACUGCCAAGGCCGCACAUAGCUUUGUGGCCGACCGUACGGCGCCCCUGCUUUUGGACUUUACGCUGGAUCUGAAUGCACGCAAGCUUGAACUUAACUUUGAUGAGCCCGUGCGAGCCAGUACGUUCCAAGCUACACGCUUCAGCCUGAGCAAUGCCCACGGAAACCAGACGCUGACACUGAGCUCAAGCAGCACCAUUUCGGCCCUCGACGCCCGUAAUGUUACAAUAUCUCUUUCCAGCACUGACUUUGGCGCCCUGUCCGUGAGGCGGGAUCUUGGUCGUAGCCUCGCUUCUUCGGCCCUUCUUAUGGCCGACGGAGCGAUCCAGGACAUGAAUGCCAACCCCAUAGCCGAGCUGUCCCCAGCCCAAGUCGCCGUGGCCUUCUUGCCCGACAUUAGCGCCCCUGUGCUUGUCAACGUUGCUUUGAACCUCAACGAAGGCACGCUCACGCUUUUCUACGAGGAGCCGCUGGACAUGGCCACUGUGCGUCCAUCGCUGCUCAAUCUGACGUUGGCCAACUUCCAAACCAUUGCUCUUGACAACUUCAGUGCCGUGGAAGACAAGGUCAGCGGGCGCUCAGCAAAUGGGGAACUUGUCUUUGCACCCGAUCCGGUGGCCUGGGUCGACACGACCGGCGUGGUUAUUGCCCUUCGCAAGGCAACUAUCGAUGUGUUGCGCAACAACGCUCCAGUGUUGGAGGCAUCGGGCUUUGUUCUGGGUGUUGGCGCAGGUUUUGCGUUCGACAUGCACGGCAAUGUAGCACCCGCCCGCACUUUUAGCAGUCCAGAUGUUGGGGUUGAGGUCAUCGCAGAUGUGUCCGCCCCAGUCUUGCUCAGUGCCGCUCUAAACUUUAGCACGUUGGAGCUGACGCUGAGCUUUUCAGAGACGGUCAAUGCCAGUUCGCUGGACGUCUCUAGCGUGCGGCUCUCCAACACACUACCGAUUGCUUCAAGCGCCUACGAGGGACUGCUGUUGAGCGGUUUUGCCAAUUUGCGUCAUGACCUCGAUGCAGUGAGCAUCACACUGACCGCAGAGGAUGGCUAUGCUCUUGCACGUUUACGAUCGCUCCGCAGCGGCACGGAUCUUGUGCACGAGACCGCAUUGAUUGAAGACAUGUCGCAAAAUCAAGUGGUGCGCCAUCCUGAAUAUGCACGACUUACGCCCGUCAGCUUGGUCGCCGACACAGUUGCACCCCGCUUGCUGCAAUUUGAUCUCGAUUUGCAAGCAGGUCGAGCCACGAUUGUGUUGCAUGAAGUUGUGCAAUAUGCUUUGGUCAACCUCUCCGCCAUGGUUCUCUCCAACGGAGGUGUGGAAGAAGUUGUGCUCGGCGGCGAAAUUGACGUGACGGCUGGCGCCAUGCCCAAUGACCAUGGAACCGAUGCGCGUGACAUGCACGUCGUGGUCGUGAUUUUGGACCAAGCCACUCGUGAUCAGCUGACCUCGGCCGAUACCCUGUGCCGCAGCUCUGCCUCCUGUGAGCUGCGACUUGCGUCAGCAGCCGUGACUGACAUUGCCGGCAAUCCCAAUGUUGCUGCUGGUGUCGCGGCCACGUCUGUACUCUGGGAUACGUCCCUACCCGUUCCCUUGGGUGCACGCUUGGACUUGGUGCAGGGUCUGUUGGUUCUGAAUUUCAGUGAACCAAUCAACGCUUCUGCAACUCAGCUGGCCCACGUUGCGAUUGGUAAUGGCACCACGGCUUGGGUUAAUCUCACUCACGCGUCAGUAGCUGCGACCUCCCAUCUGGCGCGUACCUUGAUUGUCCAGCUUGAUGCUUCUGCGAUUACGCAGGUACAAUGGAUUCUGGCCGAGCACGCCGGCGCUGCACUGUGGUGCGCUCUGGGUGCCGACUCUUUUGUAGACAACAGUCCAAAUGCCUUGGGCGUGACUACACAGCAGCUUGAGAUGGAUUCGAUCGUGAACUAUGACCGGCCCAUCUUGACAGCGGCUUGGCCCAUUGUGGGCAGCGUAGCGGGUGGUGCACGUGUCACAAUGGUGGGGCUCAACUUUUUGCAGCCUGGUCUUCGUGCUCUCUCCCCUUACACUGGUCCUGUGAAUGUGACCGUGCGCGUAGAGGGCGUAGGUGAGGCGCGCAUCGAGCACCACGAGAAUGAGAUGAUGAUUGUGGAGAUGCCUGCGGCGGCCCAGCCCGGCCCGGUCACCCUGUCCGUGGUUUUGGAAGCUUCCCUCGUGUCACCCAAUAACAUCACAUUUACCUAUCUGGCCGAGCCUACGGUAUCGGCUGUUUGGCCGACGGCCCUUUCAGCACUUGGUGGUUCGAUCAUGUUUGUCGAAGGCAGCAACCUGGGCUACGCCGCAACCUCAAACGGUACCAAUGUCCCCAACGUAUCUCUGAGCGGUGUGCCGUGUGUUGAGACGUACUUUGUUGCAGCUGACCGCCUGGCUUGCGUGGUACCUGCCUUGGUACCCAGCCAGUAUGAUGUCUUGGUGGCGCUCGACCAUUCACUUGCAAACGUGACAGGUGUCUACACGGCAUUGGCCAUGCCCGAGUUGACCUCGGUGAUGCCGUCAGAAGUGUAUGCCAACCGAACGUAUAAUUUUACCGUGGAGGGCAUGCACUUUGGCAUGACAUCAUCAACCUUGGCAGGGGCUAUUAACCUGACGGCCCGAGCAGGCAAUGUUGAUUGCGACGCUGUCUCAGUCAUAAACGAUACAGCGCUGGUCAUGACAUGUGCGGUGGCACCAGGCGAACAAUCGAUUCGGGUGGCCAUCGAUGGCCAGUGGUCCGCAGCAAAUCCUGUCGUGACAGUCUUGGCGCUGAAUGAUGCCGGCAUUAUUUCGUUUACCACAGCCACAGCAACGGUGUCUGAGUUGACCGAUGUCUUGGUGCUCAACGUCAGUCGCCGAGCCCCCUUCGCCGCUAGUCCCGUGGACGUGGUCAUCGCGACGCGUGAUGGUACAGCGACUGCUCCCGACUACUAUGUGAGCCUCAACGAAACCAUACGCUUCACGCAAGCGGAGGAAACAAAAUUGAUCACGAUUAACAUUACCGCGGCCGCGCGCGCACAGCAAGGUCCACGCAAAGGAGCUGCGGAUGAUGGCGAAUUCGAGGUGUAUAUAGCAGCGCUUACUCCUCAGCAGGGUCGUGCGGAGGUUGGCCAGCAUGGCAGCAUGAUUGUUUCAGUACAAGCUGCUUGUGAGGCCGUCACCGACACGUGCGCGGCACUUUGGACCGGCUCGGCCUUUGAGUACCGCCGCAUCGACGUGUCGAACUAA